This is a messenger RNA of Pyrenophora tritici-repentis Pt-1C-BFP, 960 nucleotides long. RefSeq names its product NmrA family protein. The record is from RefSeq and is a predicted model, not a curated record. Lineage: Eukaryota; Fungi; Ascomycota; Dothideomycetes; Pleosporales; Pleosporaceae.
AUGGUCAAAAUCGCAGUAGCAGGCGGCACCGGAAAUGUCGCAACCAACAUGCUCAAAGUGGCCAUAGCAUCUGGAAACCACGAAAUCACUAUCUUCACCCGUUCUGCACCCUCCACCCCGCACCCAUCUUCAAACGUCUCCUACAAACAAGUCGACUACACAGAUCGCGCGGCCCUAACCACCGCCCUCAACGGAAUCCACACCCUUCUCUCCUUUUUCGUGGUGCACCUCGACGUAGACAACACCGCGCAGAAAAACCUCCUCCACGCCGCCCUCGCUGCAGGCGUAACCCGUUUCGCGCCUUCAGAAUGGGGCAUCGCGAGCUACAACGGCGUCCCCAGCUACGACAACAAAGACGCCUUUCGAGCCUACAUCGAAGACCUCGACAAGCAAAACGCACUCGGCUCCCUCCAAAUCUGCCUCUUCCAACCCUCCAUCUUCAUGGAUUACUUCGCGCACCCGUAUCCCCUAGAGAAAGAUCUCAUCACUUGGCCCUUUUUCCUCGACUUCCAGAACAGAAAAGCUAUGAUCCUUGAUGACGGGGAUCAGCCUAUCGUCCUAACCGCUAUCCAAGAUGACGCGCAGAUCCUGGCAAAAGCCCUCGACGACACGGAGAGACCUUGGCCCCGUAUCGGCGGUAUCAGGGGCUGUCGUACCAGCAUCAACGAGAUGGUGGCGCUGGGUAAGAAGAUCCGCGGUGGGGAUUGGCACGUCGAGUAUGUGAAGAGCGAAGAUCUGCAAAAGGGCGUUUUGACGAGCAGUUGGAUUCCGCAGCUUAGUCAUCCGACUAUUCCAGAGGAGGUGAGGGAGAGCUUUUCAAAGGAGUUUUUGAUGGUGUUUUUCGAGGCGAUUAGGAGGGGGAGCUGGGAUGUUAGUGCGGAGUGGAAUGAGAGGUUCCCUGAAUAUGCGUUUUUGGGCGUGGAGGAGUAUUUGAGGAGGGCGUGGGAGGGGAGGCCGUAG